GAAUUUCGUAUGAAAUUAAUGAAGCGUUUUAUCAAGUUGAAAGCAAUCACCAAUUAUUUGAUUUUGUAGCUCAUAUAUUUGAGAAGAUCACGGUGUUUGCGUUACUAUUCUCGGGAGCAUCGAUUGCAUUCCAUGGUGGAAAAUCGUCCAACGUGUUGGCUGACGCCGAAGAGGUGAAACCCACAAUUUUUACAUGUACACCAAAAUUCAUGACCCGAUUUACCACGGACAUUCAGUCAGCUUAUGGAAAACAGUUGUUGUUUGGACGAGGAUAUUGCUCUAAACUGCAAUCAUUAAAGAAGGGGCAAUUGAUUAAGAAUUCCUUGUGGGAUAUGUUGGUGUUUAAUCGUGUGAAAGCCAAACUUG
Acaulospora morrowiae is the source of this 366-nucleotide messenger RNA. The record is from the annotation of a GenBank genome assembly. NCBI's taxonomy places the organism in Eukaryota, Fungi, Glomeromycota, Glomeromycetes, Diversisporales, Acaulosporaceae.